Molecule: messenger RNA, 1779 nt
Organism: Sardina pilchardus (European sardine)
Lineage: Eukaryota; Metazoa; Chordata; Actinopteri; Clupeiformes; Clupeidae
Gene: ccdc24
Product: coiled-coil domain containing 24
Exons: 9
Coding region: 38-1501 (487 amino acids)
Source: RefSeq, a predicted model, not a curated record
AACACGUUUCAGUUCGUUGGGGCUGAGUAAGUGUCCUAUGGAAUCUCUAAAUCGUACUAAUGGAUCAGCAUCGCAGCAUUCCCUGUGGAAUUUAAUUAUGGAGCACGUCCCGCCCUCUGAACUGGCCGAGGUCCGCUCCAUAAUAGGAGAAGCAUUGAUAGACUUCUAUUCAGAUCUGUGCACCGAGGUGGAGACGUGGGAGCAGAUUUUGAGCGAAUCGCUCUCCACCCGGCAGGGCAGCCGGCCGAAGACUGCGCCGUCACCCCUGGCUGACCCCCCAGCUAUCAAAGCCCUCCUGAAGGCUGAGAUCCAGCUGCUGCUGCUGUCGGUGAGGGAGAGGGCGUCCAGGGAGGGCAGGGAUGGGGAUACUGCACUGUCCCGCUACAGCCCCAGCGUGGUCAGCUACGCCCUUGGCAACGGCUCCACGAGUCCCAGAAGCUCUGUGGAAAACAGGGACCCACCUAACAGACCCCAGUCCAGACAGAGCCCAAAUGGAAGUAGGUCCAGUUCUCGGCUCUCCUCCGCCUCCAGCCUGGAGGACGAGAUCGAGUCGGUGAAGGCCAAGCUGAACGUCUCCCAUGUGGACGAGGUCGUCUCCCACCUCCAAUCAGUGCUCACGGACGACUGUGAAGCUUUGAAAAUGGAAGUUCACUCUUUGCAGGAAUGUGUGGAGCAGGCCCAUCACAGCCAGGCCGCUGUGGAACUCGUGGAGCCCACUGUAACAGAGCUGAAAGAGCAGAGGAAAGUCAUCCAGAUGGACCUGCGGCGGCAGACCCAGAUGAGCGGCGGGGCCUCCCCAGAUAAGGCUGCCUCUCAGGGGCCCUCCAGACAGAGGACAGAACGGCAUGCCAGUGAUUUAGGGAUGUGCCGUAAUCCAGCGCCUCCGUCAGCAUCAAAGAAGCCUCUCCCCAGGCCCCCGUCCAGUCCGAGCCUGCUCGUCUCCGCUCCUGGAGUGCAGCUUAGUGCUGCCCACCCAGGUAGGACGCCAGGGUCGCCCCCCGUCCUGGACCACUCGGCUCCUCGCCUCCCAGGGCCGCUCUCCGUAGACGCCCCAGAGCGGUGGAGGGAGGGGGGCCGCAGCCCAGACGCACCGCUGCUCCCCCGUCUCCGGCGUGGAGGCUCCAGACUCGGGGAACCGAGCCUCCCGCCCCUGGUCCCCUCUCCCACCUCCAGGCCUUCGGAGCUGCAGGUCGGGCAGUGUGCGAUCGCGGGAGAGGGCCAACACGAUGGUCUCUCUGUGGACGCUGACCCGGCGCGUGACAGACUCCAACAACAGCGGUCACUUCAGUCUGGGAAGUGUGUACAGCCACGUCGGGCGGAAGACUCCACGCGGCCACUGCCUCGUGCUAGCGGGGUCACAGAGUGCGGUCCGGCUAGCGAGCCGUCCCUGGACGCCAUGGUGCCCUGUCCACCUGCGUCCCAGAAACCGGCCAACAGGGGGCAGAGUGUGGCCAGGCGCCUGGGCCUUCCUCAGGGGGACAGACUGGUUAGUCCCUCCUGACCCUGGAGGAUCCCUUUGGGGACAUUGCACUGAGCAGUCAGGGAGUUUACAUGUGUCUCCAGCCAUACACUCAGACGCCAAGUGAUUAGUUCAGUUUGAUGGUUGUGGUUACUUGCACUAGAAAGAAGCUUUUCACUGUCAUGCUGUGAAACGGUAAUUUCCAUUCAACACAUUUUUUUUUUACUACAAAUGUAUGACAAACCACAAACUAAGACAAGGCAUGCGUGAUGUGUGAAAGCAGAAUGUGAUUAUGUUGUUUAAAUGUGCAUUGAUUUGUG